Messenger RNA from Anopheles nili, 1561 nucleotides. It is a transcript of the gene Nmnat, whose product is annotated as nicotinamide/nicotinic acid mononucleotide adenylyltransferase 1. The record is from RefSeq and is a predicted model, not a curated record. The transcript has 6 exons. NCBI's taxonomy places the organism in Eukaryota, Metazoa, Arthropoda, Insecta, Diptera, Culicidae. Gene Ontology annotation, biological process: NAD+ biosynthetic process. Bases 17 to 1189 code for a protein of 390 amino acids. Gene Ontology annotation, molecular function: nicotinamide-nucleotide adenylyltransferase activity; nicotinate-nucleotide adenylyltransferase activity.
UUCAUAUCCAGAACAAAUGAGAAUGACAUCGUCGACGAAAAUAAUGCUGAUAGCAUGCGGCUCGUUUAGUCCGCCAACGCCAAUGCACUUUCGGAUGUUCGAAAUUGCUCGCGAUCAUAUUCAGCAAAUGGGACUCGGACAGGUCGUUGGAGGCAUAGUAUCACCAGUGCAUGAUUCAUACGCUAAGAAAGGCCUUGUUUCUGCUACGCAUCGCUGUGCAAUGAUCAAAAUCGGGUUGCAGACGUCCGAAUGGAUUCAUCUGUCUGAUUGGGAAACGCAACAAGAAGAAUGGACAAGAACUCGUCAGGUGUUACAAUAUCAUCAGAACUAUAUAAAUUCGUACUUAAAAGAUCCUAACGGCACUAUCAACAACCAGCAUAUACCGGCAUGGGUUCCAGAGGGAAUCAAGAAAACUGCGGGACAAGUACAAUUGAAACUAUUAUGCGGUGCUGAUUUGCUUGAAUCGUUUGCCACGCCAGGUCUGUGGAAAGACGAGGAUUUGGAAGCUAUUUUGGGUUACCACGGAAUAGUGGUCAUCUCUCGAGCGGGAUCCAAUGCGGAACAGUUCAUUUUCAAUUCCGACCUGCUGAGCCGAUAUAGACGCAACAUAACGGUUGUAACAAACUGGGUUACAAAUGAUGUUAGCUCAACAUUGAUUCGACGCCUGCUAAGCCGAGGUCUAUCGGUGAAGUACCUGUUGGAUGAUCAUGUGUCGGAGUAUAUACGAAAAUUUGGGCUAUUUGGAUCCAGUACUGAUAAUAAGUACAUUUUAACUCCGGGUAGCGCAGCGGAAGCCAUGAGCAUUUCACCCAUUUCACCGUUAAAUGAUCCUGAUAUUUACAUCGAGCAACAAAACCAGCGGAAUAAGAUCGGCUUGUCCUGCGAAGCAAUGGACGAAACGGACUUCCCGGCACCGCCUUUACCCCCUGGACCACCCAUCACGCUUAAUAAGGUAUUCUGCUGCUCGAAUGAUUCUAAAGUAGGCACAGGUAAUCGGGCAACGUUUCUUGGGCGGCCAGGAAGUGCCGUGCAAAUUAUAACAACUGAGGCGCCAUCAUCCACACCAUCACUCGCAACUUCUCCUACUGGGACGAAAAAUAUCGCUAAACACAUCACUUUGGACACCAAAAGCGGCAAUGCUGGAGAAAAGGUCAUAAAAAAGAUGAAAAAAUCAGCGUGUCCUGUUUAAAGUUGAUCAGAUGGAUGGUUCAAAUUUCUACAUACAAUCUCUAACCGCAACACACAAUGCUAGGAAUAUGUAUAGAGCAUACAAAUGGAUGUGGUAGUCCCAUGGAUAGUUCCUUACGUUUUUAAUCGAUUAGCUUGUUAAUAUUUAUUUGUCGUUACAUCUCAUGAUGCGUAGGCUGAUCGAAACAUUUAAAAAAGACUGCUUCAAACAGCACAUAAACCGUGUGACCAUACAAACAGUGCGCGUUUGCAUAGAACGAAUACUGACUGUUCAAAUAAUGCAAAUAGUAAAAUUUGAGAAGUCAGUCGUUAGGAUGUUAUUUUUCAGCUUCAAUUUUUACAAUUUUAGAGAAGUGGAUGUGAUUAGAUUACA